AUUAAUAAUAGUGCUUACUGCCUCUUCCUGUUCUGAAAACUAACCUCUCGUUUACAAUUUUACAUCACAUCUUUGUGGAAAACUAGAAAUUUAAAUUUGCAAACAAAUUAAAAAUUAUGAAUAGCAUCAGAAUUAUUAAGUUCCCUCUUAAGCAAUGGCGUUCCUUUUCAAGAUGUGCGAUAUUGCAACAAGAAGUAGCUCAAGCAGCGACACCUCUCACUAUACCAGUGCCGGAAGGAGUCGACAAGCCUGUAUCGCCUAAAAUUGAGAAAAUAGUCGCUGAUAUAACAAACCUUAACCUUCUAGAAGUGUCGGAACUAAGUCAAGUGCUAAAGAAACGAUUAAAUCUUCCCGAUGCACCUGUUAUGCCCGUUGGAGGAUUUGCAGUGGCUGCUGCUCCCGCUCAGGAGGAGGAAGAGGCAGCGCCAAAGACCGUCAAAACGAGUUUCACUGUUAAAAUGACCAAAUUUGACGAGAAACAGAAAGUAGCACUAAUCAAAGAAGUCAAAAAUCUUCUAGAAGGUUUCAAUCUUGUGCAAGCCAAGAAGUUUGUGGAGAGUGUGCCCACUGUUGUGAAAGCAGAUAUAUCCAAAGAUGAAGCAGAAAAAUUAAAGGAAGCAUUAUCUAAAGUUGGUGCUGUCAUAGAAAUUGAAUAAUUUUAGUUCCUAGAUGUACUUUAAUUGUAAUUAGUGUGUAAAAUAUUGUUUAGAAAAUAUAAAAAUUCAAAUUC
Molecule: messenger RNA, 730 nt
Organism: Galleria mellonella (greater wax moth)
Lineage: Eukaryota; Metazoa; Arthropoda; Insecta; Lepidoptera; Pyralidae
Gene: mRpL12
Product: 39S ribosomal protein L12, mitochondrial
Exons: 3
Coding region: 117-656 (179 amino acids)
Biological process (GO): translation; mitochondrial transcription
Cellular component (GO): mitochondrial large ribosomal subunit; ribosome
Molecular function (GO): structural constituent of ribosome
Source: RefSeq, a predicted model, not a curated record